ACCAUUCUUUCUCUAUUCUCUACCACCACUUAUACAAUUAAUUGCUGCACUCAUAAAUCACCUGUCAAUAGAAGAAGAUGCUACACAAGAGAAUCCAAAUACAAAAAAAUAAUUGUUUCUCUUUCUCCUUUAGUAUUAUAUAUAACACCCUACACCAUUUUCUUUCAUUGCAUAAACUAAUUGCACGUUUAUUCAACUCAUCAAAUAUAAUAAGCACAAGAGUCUCCAAAACAUCAACACACACACACACACAACACCUUCCUUAGUUGACUUCCAUCAUCACCAUUUUCACCUGUACUUCCUAACUCUAUAGUUUUUGUUGACUUUUUUUGUUUGUUUGUGUUUUUUCAUGUUGUGUCAUGUGUGGUGGAACACUUUGUAUCAUAGAUUAAACUUUCUUAUUACAUGUUAAUUAAUUUCUGCCUCAUAAUAUGUCAUAGUUAACCAUCUUUAUACUCCAUCUCUUUGGUCUUCACUAAAUUCAACAAUCAAAUUUUUUUCUCACAUUAGUUAUUAGAAAUUUUUAUAAAUAUUGGCUAAUUAACUUUGGUUAAUUAGUCUUUUGUCAUCAUAACAAAAAAUGGUUGAGAGGAAUGGUAGCAAGAAUCAUAACCAAACAUUUGAUGUCUCAAUUGAUCAACAAAGAGAUUCUAAGCAUUUCGACGAUGAUGGUCGUGUCAAAAGAACCGGAACUGCAUGGACGGCAAGUGCACAUGUAAUAACAGCUGUGAUUGGUUCUGGAGUGUUGUCUCUUGCUUGGGCUAUUGCUCAACUUGGAUGGAUUGCUGGUCCUAUUGUCAUGAUUCUCUUUGCCUGGGUUACUUACUACACCUCCAUUCUUCUUUGUGAAUGUUAUCGUAACGGCGACCCUAUCAAUGGCAAGAGAAACUAUACUUAUAUGGAUGCUGUUCAUUCAAAUCUUGGUGGUAUUCAAGUUCAAUUAUGUGGGCUAGUUCAGUAUCUCAAUCUUGUUGGAGUUGCAAUUGGAUACACUAUAGCAUCUGCCAUAAGCAUGAUGGCAAUUGAAAGGUCAAAUUGUUUCCACAGGAGUGGAGGAAAAGAUCCAUGUCACAUGAACAGCAAUAUUUAUAUGAUUUCAUUUGGUUUAGUGCAAAUUGUAUUCUCUCAAAUUCCAGAUUUUGAUCAACUAUGGUGGCUAUCUAUUUUAGCUGCUGUUAUGUCCUUUACAUACUCCACAAUUGGUCUAGGCCUUGGUAUUGGAAAAGUUAUAGAACACAAAAAGAUUGAUGGAACCAUGACUGGGGUAGAUGAUGUGACAAAACCUCAAAAAAUUUGGGGGAGUUUGCAAGCUCUUGGUGACAUAGCCUUUGCUUACUCUUACUCCAUGAUCCUUAUAGAAAUUCAGGAUACGGUAAAAGCACCACCUCCAACCGAGGCGAAAACAAUGAAGAAGGCUACAAUAAUAAGUGUUGUAGUGACAACAUUUUUCUACAUGCUUUGCGGCUGUUUUGGAUAUGCCGCGUUUGGAAAUUCAAGUCCGGGAAACCUUUUAACCGGUUUUGGAUUCUAUAACCCAUUUUGGCUACUUGACAUAGCCAAUGCUGCCAUAGUUAUUCACCUUAUUGGUGCAUACCAAGUUUACUGCCAACCCCUUUAUGCUUUCGUCGAAAAUUACACGUCAAAAAGAUUCCCAGACAGUGAUUUUGUGAAUAAAAUCAUAAAAGUUCCAAUCCCUGGUUUCCGAGCAUACGAACUCAACCUAUUCAGAUUGGUUUGGAGGACGAUUUUUGUGAUAUUAACAACUUUAGUAUCGAUGCUCCUUCCAUUCUUCAAUGAUAUUGUUGGACUUCUUGGUGCGCUCGGAUUUUGGCCUCUUACCGUUUAUUUUCCAGUGGAGAUGUACAUAAUUCAAAAGAGAAUACCGAAGUGGAGCUCGAAAUGGAUUUGUCUUCAAUUGCUUAGUGUUGCUUGUCUUAUAAUCUCUAUAGCUUCUGCAGUUGGUUCUAUUGCUGGGAUUAUUCUUGAUCUUAAAGUUUAUAAGCCAUUCAAAACUGUCUAUUGAUUCAAUAUUGUUACUACACUAACUUUGUGUAUGAUCAGUAUAUGAUUUGGGACUUUAUGAGAUGCGAUUUCUGUUGCAACUUGUGUAAAGGGAGAAAUAUUGUACACAACUAUUAAGACUUUAUUUUAUUAAAAGGGAAAAUAUUUAUAUUGUA
Molecule: messenger RNA, 2177 nt
Organism: Trifolium pratense (red clover)
Lineage: Eukaryota; Viridiplantae; Streptophyta; Magnoliopsida; Fabales; Fabaceae
Product: amino acid permease 3-like
Exons: 6
Coding region: 581-2023 (480 amino acids)
Cellular component (GO): plasma membrane
Source: RefSeq, a predicted model, not a curated record